CGCCCUCAUCAGCAGUCUCUCCACGCAUCUAGAUAAAUUUCCCCUUCAAUGGCCCCCAUCGGAACUCUAUAUGGCGUCGGCUACCAACGCCAGACCACCAUUAUCAAGGCGGCUGCCGCGAUUGGUGGGCUUGAGCUCAACUAUGUCGAAGUAAAGAUGGGCGAGACGAACAAGUCCCCUGAGUACCUCGAGAAGUUCCCCCAAGGGAAGGUCCCGGGCUUUGAAAGCGCCAACGGCUUCAAGGUGACCGAGGGUCUCGCCAUUGCGAACUACGUCGCGUCUCUGGCCCCUGAGAGUGGGCUUCGUGGCAAGAACACCGAAGAGGCUGCCGAGAUCGAGCAGUGGACCCACUUCACUGAGUCUGAGGUACAGGUGUCUACGGACUUUAGCCACGUCCUCACCAUGGGCUUCCUUCCCGGAUAUCCCAAGGAGCUUCAUCAGUUCCUCUUGGAACGCCAGUACAAGUCAUUUGAGCAUCUCGAAAGCACCCUUGGUACCCGCGAGUACCUCGUAGGUGGCAGACUGACCAUCGCCGAUCUCACACUCGCAGCGAGUUUGAAGAGGGCCUUCAAAGUCACUCUCGGUGCGUCCGAGAGAGCCAAGUACCCUAAGACGAUCGCCUACUUCGAGAAGAUUCACUCACACGAGAAGCUCAAGGAAGUCUAUGGUGAGGUUGAGUUUGCAGAGACGCCCGCCCAGUACAAGGGCUCCGCGUAGGUAGCCUACUUAAAUCAAUGGAAGGACCCUGUAAUAUUAGUAACUGUAAAAGUUGUACCUCCAGAAGCAAUGCCUAUACCUCAAUCUCCACAAGGUUUUGUUUUGGUCUGGC
Messenger RNA from Coniophora puteana RWD-64-598 SS2, 829 nucleotides. RefSeq names its product glutathione S-transferase C-terminal-like protein. The transcript is spliced from 4 exons. Bases 49 to 717 code for a protein of 222 amino acids. Lineage: Eukaryota; Fungi; Basidiomycota; Agaricomycetes; Boletales; Coniophoraceae. The record is from RefSeq and is a predicted model, not a curated record. Gene Ontology annotation, cellular component: cytoplasm; nucleus. Gene Ontology annotation, biological process: translational elongation.